CUAGUGGAAGCUUUGACUGGUAUGACCGACUCAGGAGCCUUGAAACCUGAGGCAGCUUGCAAGCCCACCGCGCAGCGCUUAUGAUAAGACUGCACCGGUAGUCGUAUUGAUGGCUGGCGCAUAUUUUCAAUGGCCUGUGACAUGUUCCACGUUGUUGGAGGGCGCUUAUGCGGCUAAUCCUGUGCCAGUUGUUGCGGUUUCUCCUCAGUACAGCGACACAACAUGUUCCGACGUAGUUGUCGUUUGGGCGAAUCGCGCUGCGCUCAAAUUGGGAGCGCGCCCGUCGACCAACGCACAUGGCAGUACGUUUCUAGGUCAUGAGCUCGCGCGCGAGCUCGCACGCAUUCUAGAAUUGCAGAUUAGGCAGCCAGAAGCACUACGCCCCACAUGGCCUCAAAUGCUGGCGGGUGCGUCGGGUUGCGCGGUCGUGGCAACUCCAUGCCUCCUCAAGCGGGCUGAGUCAGGCGACCAAACCGAGCCACGCGGGUGCUUCCCUGCUGCUUGCUUCGGCCGCGGCAGCCGCCGCAGCGGCACAAGCCGCACCUCGGGGCCUCAGCAGCAGCUGCAGCUUGCUCUGCUGCUGCACGUGGACCUGUCGCCCGCCCAACCCCUGGCCGGCGUGUCACCUGUCCGCACCGGCCCGGGCAGCGCCAACCCGCCGGCGUGUGCGUUCGGUGCAGCUCGCCAGCUGCUGCUAGGGCCCCAGCAGCCGCACACCGCCGCUGACGCUGCGCCUCGUGGCGCCCUGUUGGCGCAAACGCUGCUGGACGUGCUCUUCCUGCGCUCGCUGCCGGUCAUUGUGUCAGUGUUAACUGUCGAGGACGGCGCCGUUGUCUACCAGAACGAAGCCUCGCACCUCUUCUACGGCGACCGCCUCAAGGGCGGCAGCGCUCCGCCGCCGCCGCAGCAGCAGCAGCAGCUGCAGCAGCCGCACGCUUCGUCGGUGAACUUGCUUCCGCAGCUGUUUGCAUGCGACCCGCAGAAGCUGGAGCAGCUGCUCACAGCAACGGUGGAGAACGCUGGCAUGUGGGAAGGCCUCGUGCGUGUGCCGUUGACUCUUUACAAUGGAGCCUCUGCUACGAGCCCCUGGCCAUCCGCCGCCAUGAACCCUCUGCCGUACAACGCGGCUGUCGCCUGCCCCACCACCGGCGGCGUGGCCGCUUCCAGCAGCGGGGGUGCCGCCGCCGCGAAGGCCUCGCCUGGCGCUGCCGCCGCCAACAUGGCCGGCGACGACGACGGCUCCGGUUGGCGCAGUGACACCGCUGUGGUGUGCUGUGUCGGCAACUCGCAGCUCCCGAUGUUGCACGGCAGCAACAGCGGCGACGCGGCCUCCAUCACCGCGGCGGCUCCAGCGGCGGUCUCACCGGACGAAUUGAGCAACGCCUCUCACGGCGGCGUGGACACAUCCAAGGUGCCGACUGCUGGUCAUGCGGACGCCGCUGGCGGGCCCGAGGCCGCCAGCAGCCGGUCACCACCACCGCCGCUGCUGCUGCACCGUUCCUCGCUGUCGCAGCUCCACCCGCAGCCGCAGUCGGGGCUGCGGCCCAUCCAGGAGCACGACCUGUCCUCCAGCAGUCAGGACGUGCCGGGCCUCAGCGCGGCGGUGGCGGCGCCGCACGACGCCAGCGCCCCUUUCAACCUGCAAUCAGCAGGCGCGGGGGGCUUCGGCGCGGGCACCGAGCACGACUACGUUUUGCUGGAGGAGGUGGACGAGAAGGCCGCAGAGGGCAACGGCGAUCCGCACCAGCACCUGCAGGCGAACGGCUCUAUCUUGACCCUCUCCAUGAGCCGCCGCGCCGACCCCUUGGGUGGCGUGGCUUCCUCCUUGCGACCGCGCAGCGGGAGCAACAGCCUCAGGGGAGAAUCCCGAAAGCCCUCAGAGGCACAGGUUUACUUGCCGGUGGCAGAGCCCACCGCGGCAGCUGUGGCGUCGCAUGCUAAGGGCGUGAUGCCUAGUAACCUGCCUGCUGCCAGCCUGCUGCUGGCGACUGCUGGGCUCUCCGGGUACACCAGAGCUACGGCGUCAGCAGGGGCCCCAACUUUGGCGGCGGCGGCCGCAGCCACGGCCGCUGCAGCGUCAGCUUCGGCGUCAGCGUCAGCUGGAGGGGCGGUGCAUGUUGCAACGGCCAUGGGCUCAAACGGUAGCUGGAGCUCUGGCGUCACUGCCAUGGCUGCCUCGGCGGCUGAUGCCACCCGGAGGCGCAUGCGGCUGCAUGAGGGCAGCAGCUGCGGCAGCGUUGACGACAGCGUGGCGGCGGCGAUGGCCGCGCUCACAGCCUCAUCAACCAUCGCACCGCCGAGCGUGCGGCCCAACAGCUCAGCCCGAGGUUGGCUUAUAAACUCCGCGGCGCCAGGCCUCAGCGCGGCGAGCGGCGGAGCAACCGCGGGCCGGGCCAACACAGCGUCAAUUGCUAGCAGCGAUCCUCAUGCCGCCGACACUUGUAGGCACACACGCCGCAACAGCAGCACGCUGCGGCGCGGCGGCGCGGCGGCGAUGCCGGCCGGAACACGCAUCGGCGGCGGUGUGUGCGGCGGCGAUGUGGGCUCCCCCACUGCGGUGCCCGGCGGCGCUCCAAUCGCCGCCGCGACAGCAGAGUACGACAGCGGCAGCGCGGGUGAAAGCCGCGUGGAGCGCACGCUUCGGGUGCUGCUGCGGAGGAAUUCGGACACGAGGAAGCCAUCCGCCGCCACCCCGCCGCCAGCGGCAACCGCGACCAGCGCAAGCAAGGCAUUCCGCGUCGCCGCCAUGGCAACCGCGGACAUUAUCCCAUUCCAUGGGCGCGGCAGCCGCCACGCCAGGCGCGCUACCCUUGAUGCGUUUAUUGCGGGGGAGCAUGUGCCCAGGGAUGAGGAUGCGUGUCUCGCUGAUGACAGCAUUGGCAGCAAUCCAAAGAAGCGCACCUCUCGCCGCCGGGCGUCGGUGGGCGUCGCAUCGGCGUCGUUUGCUCGGAGGCUCACCAGCAGCAUCGCUCGCUUCGUGACGACCGCUGUCGGCGGUGGCAGCGGCAGCAAGACUGGCGAGGUGCCAACUGUGGACAGCACCAGCAGCAGGCAUCGCCAGCCCCACGGCCGCAGCAGCUCUGUGACGCCCAUGACUCUGGAGGCCGCGGACGUCGAGCGCGCUGCCAGCGGCAGCAGUCGGCGCGCCGGGGCGCUUACAGGCGGCGGACGGGCCAGCGGCGUGGAAGUCGCCGCCGCGGCGCGCGGACGGGCUGCGUCUACGUCCCCGGUUGCGGUUGAGGAGCUCCGGAGCCAGCAGGCCGACGGCGCUGCCCCAAUCCAGCAGGAUGAGGAGCUGUACGCAGGCGCCGACUGGGAGACUGUCCUACGCGCCUACAGGAGCUACUCGGUUGACAACAUGGCGCGCCCCAAGGUGCUUGCGGUGGAAGGAAUUGACGAGGAGCCGCUGCCAGGGGUUGGGAGGCAGGGCGUACUGUUGCACAACCUCAUGGCAGGCCGUGCCUCACACCAGCAGUCGUUCAGCGCUGGCGUUCCACCAGCGGGCGCGGUGGGUGGCAGCCGCCGCAGCGGUGCCACCUUUGGCGGCAUGACGGGCGCGGGCGCCGCCGGCAGCGGAAGCUUGGCAGCAGCAGUGGCGGCGGCGUCAGGGUUGACACGUCACCAGUCAUCACGCGUGGGCGGCAGCAGCCGGCCCGCACGAUCCGCGCGGCCGUCGUUGUUUAAGUCGGUGGAUCCGCUGGCGACAUCAAGCUGGCAGGUCCUGUAUGACGCAUCCAGCGUCCGCUCCUCGGUCGACCCGUCGUCAAUAAGCCAGGCCAACGGCAGCAACAAUGCUGAGAGUGCCAAGCAGCAGGCGCGCCAGCCGCUGCCAACAGCGACAGGAAAGCCGCUGAUGCCGCCAACACAGAGCCAUCAGGACUCGGCGGUUGCGAACGCGGCCAUCAAUAGCGGUGCGCGUGUCAAAACUCCGCCUCGCGCCCUCCACCGCAGCCCGUCACAACAGCAGCUGCUGCAAGUCGCAGCACACAGCCCGGCCGUUGGGGCGGUGCGCCGGCAUUCUGUCCUCGACCUUCUUGCACGUGACGGCCCCGACCUGUCGCUCACGUCGGCGGCGCAGGACUCAGGCCGCUCCGUUGACAGUGCCUUCAAGCCAACCGGCGCGGCUUCCACGGCCGGAGCCCCCUCCUCGGGGUCAAUGGUCACAGGUAUGGCCGCGGUGGUGGCCGGUGCGCGGCCGACGCGGGCCCGAACGCAGCCGUCGCUGAAACGCGCGCAGAUGGCAGGGUGGCUGUCCAUGCCGGGUGAGGAGGAGGAUCAGGAGGAGGAGGAGGACGACGACGAAGAGGCAGCUGCGGAUGUCGCCAGGAGCUGCGUAGCGGCGCGUGACGCCCUGAUGGCGGAUCCCGGUGGCAGCACCGCAGCACAGCACGCCCGCGACUUCAUGGGCCUCAGCCCUGCUGCUGCGGCUGUCGCUGCCGGCGCACUGGCAGCCCGUGGCAGCACAGGCGCAAGGCGCGGGGCCGGGCACGCCCUGGCUUUCCAGCAGGCACGUGGCAGCGCUGAUCCGCCAAGGGGCGGACGGGCCCGUGGUAUGACGCCACUGCUCAAUCCGGCGGCGAUGGCAGCGAUGUACGGCAGCAGCCAGGGCGGCGGCGGCGCGCUGCAAUACACGCACCAUUGUGGCGGCGAUGACGGGGAUCCCCUCGGCGUGGGAACCAGCUGCGGCAUGGCAGCACGGUUGUCGCAGCCUGCCGGCCUGAAUGCACUGUCCCCGGGCUUUAACUCACUUCUGGGCAUUGGCAGCGCCACCAACCGCCCGGCAUCGCGCGUGCUCCAGUUCGCCUCGACACUGUCCAGGUACCCAGCGCCGGCAUCCAGCCUGCUGCUCAUCAGCCCACACAGCAACCACGCGCCUGCGCACCUCGGAACCGCGGGCGCCGCGUUGCACUCGCCGGCCGCCCGCUCUCCUGUGUCAUCGCAGCAGCACGCGCAGUUCGCAUACACUGGCAUGUGGCCGCCGACUCGCGUUCCGUCACUCAUGUCACAGUCGCAGUCCCACUUGCUACAGCCGACGCCGACGCCAGCUGCUGGGUCCGCCGGCACCGCUGCCGGCCCGACUCCAGCUCCGGCGGUUUUGCCUGGCAGCAGCGGCGGCGGUAGCAACCGCCCGCGCCCGCAGCCCCCUGCGGCUGCCGUGCUAGCCGAGCGCCGUUCGGACUCUGAACAGGCGCUGCGCAUGCCUGCAGGUGCAGCAGCAGGCAACGCGGCGGCGGCGGCGGCGGAAUCUGGCAGUUGGGAGGACGUCGCGGCGGCGGCUGUGCACGCGGCCGUCUCGUGCCGGUGCUCCGUGGUGCCGGAGGCCGUGGAGCGGCGGGCCCACCCCACCAUGGCCAUUCGCAGCGAGGUAAAGGCGCGUGACGCUUUCACGCGUUGCAACGACUCCGCAGACCCGUCCGACGACGAGACAGCUGGCGCCGGCGGUGGCGUUGAGAGUCUUCGCCGGAACAGUUCCAACGAGUUGUUGAAUCGGCUGUUACAGCCCUCGCCGCCCGCGGCCGCUGCCACGGUGGCAGCGCCCACGGCGUCAUCCGGCAGCAGAAGCGUGACGGAGCAGCAGGCGCGGGGUGGAGUGAUGCAAACAGCAGGCGGCACAGCGCCGACCCAGCCCGCCGGGGCUGCGUCCAGCCUGCUGUCGCCGGCCCUGGGCCGCAGCGGGCCGCCGACAGCAGCAGCGGCAGCUGCUGCCCACGCUAGUAGCGGCCGCGGAGGAGGCACCUCACUGCGGGGUCAAGGGGCAUCCACUGCAUCCCAAAAGGCCUCAGCCACGGAUCCAUGGAUCCCCGGCGGCGCGGGCCCGAGCCAGCAGCAGGAAGCCCUUGCAUGGCACGAGGUCCGAGCGGUGUGUGUGGAGGAACCAACCACUGGGGAGAGGCUGCUGAUAGUUAUGCAGAAGGAUGUGACUGCCAAGGUGGAGGCGGAGCGGCACAUUGCGCAGGUGUCCGAGGCCGAGCACCGACUGCUCGAGCAGAUCUUCCCGCGACACGUCCUGGCCUACAUGAUGGAGGAGGCGUACGACCCCGCCGCUCACAUGACGCAGCAGCAGUUGCAGCUCGACAUGGAGGAGCUGCACAGCGGCGCACUGGAGCAGCCGCUGCUGGACCCACGCACGCACGGAGGCACGCAGGCCGCCAGGGAUGGCGACGCGGAGCCGCAGGAGGCGCCUGAGGGCACCGGGGAGCUGCCGGCGGCGCCACGGGCCGCCCGGGGCCGCGACCCAGACGGAAGCCACGCCGAGCGCGCCCGCAGGGACUCCACGCUUGCGCUGACGGCGUGGCGGCCGCACGUGCGCGACUGCACGCGCCUGGCCACAUGGCACGACCGCGUGACAGUGCUGUUUGCGGAUAUCCAGGGCUUCACGCCCAUGUGCAAGGUGCUGCCGCCCACAGUGGUCAUGCGCUUCCUCAACGACCUGUUUGUUCGCUUCGACGCGCAGCUGGAUGUGCACGGCGUGUACAAGGUGGAAACCAUCGGUGACUGCUACGUGGUGGCGGGCGGACUGAUUCACGAGGACGCGGAGGGCUUUGCCGCCGUCAAGGGCGACGGCGUGGACGCGAGCCAGGCGGACAAGGUGUUUGCCUUUGCGCGCGCCAUGCUGCGGUCGGCGUCCCGUGUGACGCUGCCGACCACUGGCGAGCCGGUCAAGAUACGAGUGGGCAUCCACAGUGGCCCCGUGGUGUCAGGCGUGGUCGGCACGCGCAUGCCGCGUUUCUGUCUGUUUGGCGACACCAUCAACACCGCCAGCCGCAUGGAGAGCACCGGCACACCCGGAUGCAUCCACGUCAGCUCUGAUAUGUACUCACUGCUGAGCCCCAACAGCAUGGCCGGUGGGGGUGGAACCGGCGGCAGCAGCGGCUGGGCGGCGAGCGGGGGCGUGGAGGUGAAGGGCAAGGGAGUGAUGGACACGUUCCUGUGGACCCCGCCGCGCCCCUAGCUAGAAUACGGACCGCUGGCGUGUCGGACAGACACAUGGCAUGGUGGCCAGGCGCUUUGUCUAGAUGCGUUUGAUAUUCACCUGAUUUAGUACCUGGACUGCUUUGCGGCUGUCACUGCUUCAAAUAGUCUCGGUAUCCAGGUCGCUGUGGCAGGGUUUGCGCUGCCUGCAAUGCGCCCAUGCGCCUGAAUGUUUGCAUGCCACUUGCAAGCGGCCUGAGUACUUGUGCGAUGCUUGAGCGCGCCCCAUGUCCAGGUGGCCAUGUUGGGAUGCGUAUACGUUGUUUCCUGCGUAACGGCCUGAGGAAUCAUUACUCGGAAUUGGGAGUGAGCCUACUUCUGACAUGUUCGCCGUGCAAACGUGCAACGGGGGGAUAAUUCAUCUGAUACGGUGACGGCGAGUGUUACAUGGGAUACCACCCAGGCCAUGCCAUUGGCUACAGGGCCAAAAGAGCGCACAUGCGGAGGGCAUGCAGUGCAGAGCAUGUUAUAGGUCGAUGCAUUUGAAUUGUCGGGGGGUGGCUGCAUGUGAAACCCGGGGGCAGGCAACCGGGCACUGGGGUAGGGCGUGCCAUACAGGGUGGAUCAGGGCCGGUGUGUGGGGGAGUUUGAGGCCAGCAGGCGCAUGGCGCACAGUACUGUAUUCAUGGAGAUUAAGCCAUUGAAAUUUUGUACGGGAACGCGGGUGUCCUGACAGCAUUUGUUGGCUAAUUGGCGCAAGAGCCAGUUGCUGUACAGCCGCCACCACUGAUGCUAACAUCAUGUGCCACACCCCAGAUUAUUACUUGAGCACUAGAGUGUGAUAGCCUGGGUCACUGCAGAGACCGUGUUUUUUGGUUGGAUGCACUGCCACGGAUGCAUUGGCUUGUGAUCUGGUGGAUGGUUCCAGCCUGGAGGUGUGCGCGGCUGAUUGUUGCAUGCAUCGACCGCUGGAUCUGCUGUUGUAGAGGGAGCCUCAUGAACAAGUAUUGUACUGAAAGGGUUGGCGCACUGCUGGGGGUUACUUGCGUUUGGAUUCAGGUCCACGCAUUUGGUGCCAGGGCUGAAACGCGUCACAGAGCCGUUCGUUUGCUCAAGCGGAUGAAGCAUCUGCGGGCUCGGGUCGGCAGCCAAGGCACGUGGAGCGCGAAGAUGAAUAUGUGGCCGUGCGCACUAGAGCGUGGUCCUUCGUGACAGGCAUAAGAGCAGCAGCGUGAGCUAUACUAGCAGGCAACGAGAGGCCCAGACUGUUGCGGAGAGCGACAUUGCGGGCAAGCUGGCUGCUGCGGCGACAAACUAGGAUUGAUUGCAGCUACAAUUUAUCCCAAUUCUCAACAAUACUUUUUGUGUGGUGUCCUACGCUGCGCAAAUCAAUGGUCCGUUUUUGAUGGAGCAGGGGUAUUGCAAAUAGACGGCUGCUAUGGUCGGACCAAGACGUGUGGGGUGCACCCCAUGGGGCUGGCCGUAGCUAGGGGAACGUGCAAUCGGUUGGUUAGACUCAAGGUUAGACUGCCUUCCCGGCACUUGAUGAUAGGUAUGAAGUCCUGGCAUAUGCGGUAGAUAGUAAUGGGUGCAAAUGGGAGCGCAUGACACGCUCAUAUGUCUUCCCCAACAGGUAGCUGGCUUAAAAGGACGGGAUGGGAGUUUGAGCAGGUUUGAUGAUCGUGUAGAGUAUUGCCGCGCAUGUGCUGUGCCACACUGCGGUUUGAACGAGGAAGAACCGUAUCCAAAGCGUGGCGUGCUGGUUUCAGAAGGACGGCAUUGGUACUCGACAGCACACGGGCCCAGCCUGAGGCCGCUGCUGGGUGUUUCACACUUUCACGCGUGCUGGCCUGUGGCUGGUGCCCAGGUGCCGCCGCCUAACGAGCUGGUGACACCGGUGCAGCAUGUGGUGAGCCGUACUUUGCGCCACGGCGCACUGUGUAGUGAGGCUGUGGCGGACUGUGGCUUGGUUCCCACUUAUGGCGCAAUGCCCAAGACACGUUUCGUAUGGAGACUUGUGAUGGUUGCCAAAGUCAGCAGCCAACCAGGGGAUGGCGCUUUUCGGCGGGCCAGUCCCUCGUGACUGUUGCUGUUAUCUCUGGUUAUAUGAACGGGUGGAAUGGUGGAUCAGGCUGGAGCGUCCUGCCGCGCUGCUGCGGGACGCUGCAGCUCCUUGUGUUAAUCCCGCGCGUUGCUUGUUAUUGUAAGUUCGUGUGGUC
Molecule: messenger RNA, 9131 nt
Organism: Chlamydomonas reinhardtii
Lineage: Eukaryota; Viridiplantae; Chlorophyta; Chlorophyceae; Chlamydomonadales; Chlamydomonadaceae
Exons: 13
Coding region: 398-6952 (2184 amino acids)
Biological process (GO): receptor guanylyl cyclase signaling pathway; intracellular signal transduction; cGMP biosynthetic process
Molecular function (GO): peptide receptor activity; guanylate cyclase activity
Source: RefSeq, a predicted model, not a curated record